GUUGGUGUAUUUUCUUCAUUUUCAAUGUGCAACCUGUUGUACAAAUCAUGCUCUUGUGUUGAGUACACAUGAGCCGAAAUGGAAUUCUACCCAAGACGGAAACUCAUUUCCAGACGGCAAAUUCAUUUGAACGAGUUUCGAACAAAAUAUCUACCGUAACAUUUGUACGAUUGCGGCCAAAUCGUCGAWAGCUGGUGGACCGAUGCCGUCCUCGUCAGUGACGGAAUCAGUUUCGUCCUUAAAAAUGUAUAUCAGUCAGAACUUUUUCUGAGAGAAAAUUUCGUCCAAGACAAGUAUAUUAUUUUAUUAGCUUCGUCUUACAAAAAUUAUGCAUGAAAAAGAAAAAAAGAAAAAAAGUAUCACAGAGCUAGGCAAGGAACCACAUCGAAACCCCACAACAGCGUAAGCCAAUUUAAUUGGCUACUUAGGACCCUCAUGAUUAAAUAUGAAAAAUUCUGCAAAACUCAGAGUAUUAAUGCUUUUCAUACCUUGAAAGACUGUUCUUUACAAGUUGGGCACGAACCAGACACGUGUUAAUCAUAAAGUGUGUUUUAAAUGYCCAUCACCCAUCAUGCUCGUGUAUGUGUGGAGUAGGACGCCUUUCCGGUAUGUCUACUAUGACGCUGGUUUCCUGCUGAAGGUCAACGGGUCAAACACGAAUUUGAUUCUUUCCAUAUCUGAACAUGUAACCCAAAAUGUCUAAUUUGUCUGAGCUCUGUGAAUAUUUCCUCAUGUUUUCAAUACGAUCAACACUAAAAUUUCAGAGCUAUAAUGAUCUAAACCUCAAUUGCUAUUAGUUUGGUUUUAGAGUUUGAAGUACCUUCAGUUUUACAACAGUAAUUUGAGAACUUGAAAUGACUGACAUAUCUCCAAUCAAUCAGCCAAUCACAAGGAACCUUUGGACAUGUACGGUGAACUUGACGACCCGGCGCCUUGAGCUGUCAAAGCCACUUUCGUAUUCGCAAUCCCGAAUUCGAGUGCUGAAGACAUAGUUUAAUUACAAGAGCUUGCAUUUUCAUAUUACUUCUAAUUAUCAACGUGUAUUAUCAAUAACGGACUUCAAACGACAGGACUUUUGUCAUGAAUUCCUCUGGUUCUGUAACACAGAAUCCUUCAACCUCGUAUCCAGCACCCAAGCGAAUCAAAGUAAUCAAAACUGGGAACAAUGGAAUAGAAGUAACGCUUGAAACAGAAAGAUCACCGUCAGAAGAACAACARUACAUUGAGGAAAUCUCCAGACCUUCUCCCAAGGAGCCUCUGGACAACUCUGUCGACGCUCAACAAAGAGAUGGGUACUUUGAAAGCGAGAUCGAAAGCAAAAAUGCAAGUUUUGUUAUUUCCGAAGAAGAAUGGGAAACAAUCAAACCUCGUAAAAUGCCAUCUGGUGGAAGGCUGCUGACUGGGCCGUGGUCGCACGUAUUGUCUGAACAUCUAAAGCAAUCCAAUCCACACUGUUGCUUUGCGUUUCACUACAAUCGCUUGAAGACAGAAAAUUCCAGGAAAAGACUGGCUCCUUUUUUCAAAGGGAUUGGAAUUUGCAAGAUCAAAGAAUGUGGUGUAACUGUAAGGCUGCUUAUCCGUGGAAUUAACGAAAAGAAACGACUUGUGGAUGUCUCGUAUACCGGUAAAAUAAGACACAAACUGAAUUACGUGCCGUGGAAGGGAGUGGUUAGAGCCGGUGAGGCACGGAGUGGUAUGAUGUUAUUGGGGUUAGCACGAGAUACGAAGACAGAAAAUGAAAAUGAACAGUAGGAAUUCAAGGUCCAUCCUAAGAAAAUACGUCAAACACCAACAAGACUGAGCAUGGUAACAUUCUUUACAGGAAAACAGA
This is a messenger RNA of Exaiptasia diaphana, 1831 nucleotides long. RefSeq lists its product as uncharacterized. The record is from RefSeq and is a predicted model, not a curated record. The coding region runs from base 1081 to 1752 and encodes 223 amino acids. The transcript has 3 exons. NCBI's taxonomy places the organism in Eukaryota, Metazoa, Cnidaria, Anthozoa, Actiniaria, Aiptasiidae.